This is a messenger RNA of Epinephelus lanceolatus (giant grouper), 4310 nucleotides long. It is a transcript of the gene ccdc51, whose product is annotated as coiled-coil domain containing 51. Lineage: Eukaryota; Metazoa; Chordata; Actinopteri; Perciformes; Serranidae. The record is from RefSeq and is a predicted model, not a curated record.
GUUGUGUGCCUGAACGAAAGUUCACCUGGCUGCUGGCUGUUUCAUUUGACAUUAAGAUGCUAACUAAUUAGCCAAAAGAAACUGCGUCUGUGUGAUAUGUAUGCUUUGACAUCGUUGAAUAAAACAGGUGUUGGCUCUGUAGCGGCAGUGAAAGUGAAGCUCUGACAGGAUUCGGGCUGCUUUUCCACCUGCUGCUGUUCUCAAUGAGGUACAGAGGAGCCCAGAUCUGUCUCCGGGCUCAUGGCUCGUGCUAUCUAUCAUGUCUCUCCCUGCCUGGCAGAAUCACUGUGGUCCGAACCUGCAGUGCUCACCACCAGCCCAGCUCCCCGCCACCCACUAAGCCUACCCCUCCUGAUGGGAAGAGCGGAGCCGAGGUGGUGAAGGAACGUGCACUAACUGCUUUACAGCAUGCAGGUGAUUUGGGAAGGCAGUGGGGUCAGAGGACAGCUCAGACGGCCACUGCCUCAGUCAACUCCUGGUGGGUGAGGUACGAGGAGUUUGUCGGGAUCAAUGAGGUCCGCGAGGCCCAGACCAAAGUCACUGAGGCUGAGGCAGCCUUUAUGGUGGCCAGAGGGAUGGUGCGUGAGGCUCAUGCCAGCCUGGAGGCCCUGCAGGUCAGACUGAAAGAGGUCAGAGACCGGCUGGACAGAGUCUCCAGGGAGGAAGCUCAGUACCUGGAGCUGGCCACACAGGAGCACAAACUACUGCAGGAGGAGCGUCGUCUCCGGACGGCGUAUGAGAACGCAGAGGGAUCGGAGAGGGAGAAGUUUGCCUUGUUUUCAGCAGGUGUCAGAGAGAGCCACGAGAAGGAGAGGGCAAGAGCAGAACGCACCAAGAACUGGUCCAUCAUCGGCUCCGUGCUCGGAGCCCUCAUCGGAGUCAUGGGAUCAACGUACAUCAAUCGCGUCCGCCUGCAGGAAUUGAAGAGUCUGCUGUUGGAGGCCCAGAAAGGUCCAGAGAGCCUGCAGGAAGCCCUCAGAGUCCAGGCUGUAAACCAUCACUCCCAGCAGGACGAACUCCGAACGAUCAUCGACAGCCUCAGGGUCACUCUGAAUGACGCCUCCACACAGAGGGACAUCGCCCUUCAGGAUAAGAGAGCUCCGGCCCCAGCCUCACCCUCGGUGCCUUUUUCAGCCUUAAAAGACCUCCACAUCCGCAGCCAAAAGACAGAGUUGCUUCUGGAGUCCCUCCGGCCCCAGCUGGGCCAACUGGAGCAAGGACUUGGUAGAGUCGAAGGUGAUUUGUCGGUGGUGAAGAGGCUGCUGGAGACCAGACCUCAGGCUGAAACACAGGCUGUUCAGCCGCAGUUAGCAGCACCAGAGAGACCAGAGAGACCAGAGCGAGGGGACCAGUGGGAGUCAGAGGUGGUGGUGAAUCGCCUAGAGGAGACCCAGAGGACGCUGGGAGAACGAAUCAGGACAAACACUCUUUACAACGCUGUAUUUACCUACACCGCCACUGCCAUCACCAUCUCUGCCGUCUACCUGCUAAUGAGAGGAGCUGGUUAGACGUGAUGCCUCCAGUCUGAAUAUGUUCACAUGCACUGUACGUCUGUCGGUCACUGAGAGUAAUAAUAUAAAUUAAUUAUGUCAGAAAACAUUUACUUUAUUGGAAGUAACUGAGUUUCUGUAUUAAACUGGUAAUAGGUGCUGAUUUGGGCUUACCUUCCACUGCUGCUGUUCACUGCACUACUGACCGCCUCUGAAUAUUUUUAAUUCCGUGAUCUCAAGAUAAAAUGAUAACAUCACAAUUUACCUGAAAGGCACAGAAAAACAUGGGCUCUUGGGAUUCAUUCACACCGUACACUAUCAAUCGAUCAAACAUGUCAAUAAUUAAAAAAGAACAGUGCUUCAUUACCAGGCUGCUAGUGUUGUUUUGUAGGCUAACGUUAGCAACAUGUGCUCCUACCCCGCCAGCCUGCACUGAAAUGAGAGGAGCAGUUACAAGUGUAGCAACUUUGCUGCUAGACUUAAGGUACAUUUUGGGUGUCGUAUGGCAUCAUAUGGGGGAAUACAACAUGGAAAUAUGUCAAAAUGGCAAUAACAUUUUUUCAUUAGCUAAGUAGCUAGUUAGCUACUGAGACAUCAGCAUGAUAGACCAUAAUACAUUGAAAUAUUAAACCAAGAUAAUAUGAUUGUUAUUGUAAUUUUAAAAUCUUUAUCAAUGAAGGAGAAUUUAAUUGUGGGUUUCUGUUUGUGCAGUGAUUUCUCAUAACACCAGGUUUCGUCUGUACCUCUGAAAACCUCUCUUCGGAGGACCUAAAACUUCACCCUACCCCUCUAUCCCAACAAGAAUCGGGACGCCCUACCUCUAGGCUGAGUGUCGGGGGUAGCAGGUGUAUUGGGGUAAAGCCUUAGUAUCUGUUAUUUCAUGUCCAUUAUUGUAACUGUUUGUUCUAAAUUGUCAAACAUGAUCAUCAGGUUUCUUGUUUGAAGUGACGCUACACAUAACUGAACGACACAUUAGAGUACAGCAUAGACACUAUUUGUAAGGUCGCAUCUAUUAAAUACUUUUCAUCAUUUACUUUAUAAAAUGGCGAUCACAAUACCCCAGCCUAAAAAUCAUGUCUUUAAAUUGCUUGUUUUUUCCCUCCGACAUUGCUGGAUUAUUCACAUAGGGGCUAAAAUAAACUGUAUAACAAUAUGCAGUACGUCAGUUUUGACACAGGGCCCUCUCGAAGACUGAGAAUCAUGCAGGACCAACCUUAAGGCCAGUAUUGUUGUGCAUAUUCCUCUAUGAUAUAAAGAAGAAAAAAACAGUAAAUCAUCACAGUUGAAAAACUGUAACCAAACUGAUUAUGGCUUUUUUUUUUCUUGAUAAAUACCUUUAAUGAAUAUCUUUUUUUUUUGGCAUCAAUUUUCUGUCAUCAUCUUAUUGACCAAUCAUUUCAACACCUGGUAACUGAGUCUCAGAAACUUCUCCGCCGAGUAUUUCUGAGCUCCUAAUUUGGAUUGCAUUUUUCCUUAAACUGAGUCACUGAAAGAGAACCUGAGUUGAAUACCUAAAGGGAAAAACACCAGUUUAACUAAACAUGCUUUGUUCACUCAGACACUUGAAGACGUGGAUUCAUUUGUAAGCCAAGGCAACUUUAUUUAUAUUGCGCACUUCAGCAAUAGGGCAAUUCAAAGUGCUUUACAUACAAAUUGCAAAAAACCCCACAUAAAACAGGCAUAAAAGUUACAGUGCAGUGUGAGAAAUUAAUUUUUUGAUUUGAUAAAAGGCAGCAACAAACAGAAAAGUCCUCAACCCAAAUUUAAAAGAACUGAGAGUUGCGGCGGACCUACAGUUUUCUGGGAGCUUGUUCCAGAUAUUUGGUGCAUAAAUGUUAAACGCUGCUUCUCCAUAUUUAGUUUUGACUCCGAGGACACAAAGCAAACCUGUCCCUGACGACCUGAAAGGUCAGGAUGUUUCCUAAUGUAGCAGAAGAUCAGAAAUAUAUUUUGGCCCUAAACCAUUUAGUGCUUUAUAAACCAACAGUAGUAUCUAUUAUCAAUUUCUAGAUGUCACAACUGCUUCUAAAUCAACACCUAUGGCAGUCAAGACAUCAAAUCUUAAUUUUGACUAAGACAUAAUUUAGUGAUUAUUUAACGUAAACAUGGUGGGUUUAACUGAUGAUGGCACAAUUGUUCUGUAUAUGCGGCCAAGUUAGUCCAGUGCCAAGUGAGUUUUAAACUUGAUUCAGCCCUGCUGAACCACAGAGGGAUCACGUCUUCUGUUCACAAUCUGUCCUCUGAGAUUAAUCUCCAGUCUGCUCCAAGCUAAAAAACGCAAAACUCAGACUACAGAUGCUGGAUGAUGGAGUUGCGUUUGAUUUCUGUUGCCCAACAUGUAAAGAGAACCCAUCAUAUGUGAAUUUAAGUCAUUUUACAGGACAUUAAACUGUGCACAAGAUCAGUACAAACACCUAAAGGAGCAAUAAUGAGAAAAAAAAGGAUUGUGAGUCUUAAUUUAUGUAAGAAAACACUGUCAGGUGAACUGACAAAAACGUCCCUUACAAAGCUCUGAAAUGGCCUUUAAGCACUGCAGUCCUCACUGUCCUUUGGAUAAAAACUAGAAUAAGUAAAGUCCCCUCACUACAUGUGAACAUGUAGUGAGGGGACUUUAGACAUGUAGAAAAAUAUUAGUGAAGUUUUGCAGACUCUGUCCGCUGCAGUGUUUAACCUCCUCCAGUACUUGAACUUGUUGUUGUGUGUUUUCAUGCUGAUGCCCGUCAUGUUGUUGACAGAGCUGAACGAUGAUCACUGUGUAAUAAACUGUCUGUUCUGCUGACUGUUGUAUAAUAAGCGACCAAUAAAGUCACUGUCUGCCAA